GGCGAUAUGUAAAUUAGGAGCAGCAAUGGCCGCUGCUCCCGCGGGACACGUGUCGAGCAGCGGGACACGAAGUGAGCCUGGUGAUUUCUAUGGAGUCAGCAGAGAGCUGGAUUCGGAUCUACCCUGCACCCUGAGGGGCUUCUUGGCGACUUCGAAUUCCCCGCUCACCCGAUCUGGAGAAGCAGAAUCUGCUUGGGCAGACUGACCUAGAGGACGCCAUCCAUUGGGGCCACAGUGUAACGGCAGCUGCAGCACGCUAGCACAGCCAAGUCCUUGAACUUCCAAGGAGGGAUCCGCAGCAGGAAGAGGCUGUGGAACCUUGGACACUUCUGCCUGUCUACUUGGCUCUGGCCCAGAAUUCUUUGCGUCCUGUGCACCUCUGAGCUGAUCGCUGCCUCGCGCUACAUCACUAGCUGGUAGAAAGAGGGCACGAUGGCUGUGGUGCUGUUAGAGGAUUGGUGCAAGGGGAUGGAUCUGGACCCCAGGAAGGCCCUGCUGAUUGUGGGCAUCCCUGUGGAGUGCAGUGAGACUGAAAUCAGGGAGACGGUACAGGCGGGUCUGUACCCCCUAAGUGCAUACAAGGUAGUAGGCAGGAUGUUCAGAAGGGAGGACAACGCUAAGGCCGUCUUCCUUGAGCUGGCUGAUGUGGUUAACUACACCACGAUACCCAGUUGUAUACCUGGAAAAGGGGGUUCCUGGGAAGUGGUGGUCAAACCCCGUAACCCAGAUGAGGAGUUUCUCAAUAGGCUGAAAUACUUCCUGAAAGAUGAGGGCCGGAAAAUUGGAGAUGUGGCUAGGACCCUUACCAUGGAGGACAUGGAUAUAAGAAGUGUGGACCCAUUCAAGCCAAUAGUUUUGCAGCCUCUGAAAGAAAGCUUGUGGUACCAGAAACUUAAAGUGUUUUCGGGAAAUCCUUUCCCAGGAGUAGGCGAGGAGACGUUUGAGAACUGGCUGGAGCAGGUCAGUGAGAUGAUGCAGGUGUGGCAGGUGUCAGAGAUAGAGAAGCGGAGGCGCCUGCUAGAGAGCCUGUGUGGCCCGGCGCUGUCCAUCAUUAGGGUGCUCCAGGCCAACAACGACUCCAUCACUGUGGAGCAGUGCCUGGACGCCCUCAAGGAGAUCUAUGGCAGUAAAGAGGACUAUAAAACAGAGCACUUCAGGCUUCUUCAGACUUGUCAGAGGGUGGAUGAAGCGGUGUCUGCAUUCUUGCUGCGCAUAGAGCCCCUGCUGCAGAAAGUGGUGCGGCAACGCCCAUUUUCCACACAGAGCACAGACAUGGUUCGCCUCAAGCAUAUUCUAGCUCGGGCUUCCAUGAGUGCCACCCUCCGAGGCAAGCUAGAGGUCUUAGAUCAGCGAGAGUGCCCACCCACCUUGCUGGAGUUAGUAAAGCUCAUUCGAGAUGAAGAGGCGUGGGAGAACUCCAUGAAAAUUAUGAAGGCAAAGCCGAAGCGAGGGGGGAGGAGCCACAGAGCUGUGGGCAGGCAGGAGAAUGCACAGGUCUGGGCCCCUGUGGCUCAGGGCCCUCCGCCCGCAGAGUUGGUUAUCUUUACAGAAAGCAGUGUUCAGACUGAGCAGAAAGGGGUACCAUCACCAAAGAAGUGCAAGCUGUUGCCGUGUGUCCAGGGCCCAGAGGAAGAAAAUCACAGCCAGGCAACAUGGGUGUGGGCUGAAAAUGGGGCUGUGACAGAGGAAUCGGGAAACGGGAGAGGGGCUGGGGCUAUGAGCCACCCCACGCCCUAGGAAGCACAGGCUCAGCAGAUCCAGCCUCUCCUUACCCUGGCUCACAGCACACAUGUCUUACCCAGGGCGGAGAGGAGCUCAGCCAAGUAGCAGGAGACCUCAGAGGGACAGAGGAGCAGGGCAGCCAGCGCCUGCCCCAGCCCAUUCACCCUCUGCCAGCUGGGAGGGCCUCCCCCACCCAAGAACGAACUGUGCCCAGCUUGGGAAGGGCCGGGCACAGAUACAAUCAGGGAGCUGCCAGGCCCAGUGCCCAGGAAGUAGCAGAGUCCAGUACCCUCUGGGGUGUGGACUCCAUCAAGGAGGAGGCUGAUGAUAGUGAGGUUGGGAGCUCUGGCCAGGCUUUCUCCUUGGUCACCUGGCCACCUCCAGAUGCCCACCCUCUGCAGUCUGAGCAAGGGGCAUCCACUGGCCCUGAGGAUAUGUGGGGCAAAGAGGGUUCCAUCCUAGGGCCACCCUCACCAGAAGAAGCCAGCACCAGUGAGUCAGAGGCCAGAGGCAGAAGAGAUAUGAGGAUCAAGAGUGGAAGCCUCAGGGUGCAGCCGAUCUUCAGAAUGAGGGAGAGACAGUGGGUGCGGAAUAGCUUUUUGCAGGCAUAAGGAGGUGUGGAGAGGGGGGUGGGGGUUUUGUUCAAGUGUGCCAGCUGCCUGGCUCUCCCAGUAGGGGGGACCACCCCAUCACCCCUCCAUUUCUUGUUCCUGUCCCUGGUGCAGACCGUUUUCUGUCCCGGGAAGUUCACUCCUAUCUACAGGCUCCACCGUGACCCAUGGUUCAGGCGAACGCCCAUCCCCACCCUAGCCGCGGUUCUUGUGCAAAGCUGGGAGGUGUGUGUGUCAAACCCCGGCAGAGGUCCCGGCUCACCUCGCCCACCCAGCUGGCCACCUCCAGGCCUGGGCACAUGCCCUGAGCUUCCUUCUGUGCCAGCCAAGGCUCUGGCCGCUCCUGCCCAGUGUGGGGAGCUCAAUCUCUGCUUUCUAUGGGUGGAUCUGGGCCAGCUGCCUGCCGCUUGUUCUCGUGGAGUUGUGUGUGUUGUUAUCUGAACAGUUCCUGCCAGGAGAUCCCAAGACCCAUCCCAGGAGAAGAGAAGAGUGGACAACGACGGAGUCGCCCUGGGACUUGGACUGUGACGGUGAUUGGGACUACAACUUUGGACAGGAUGAACUGGACCAGGGGUGGAGGGAGACCGGGGACUGCUUUGAUGUUCUACUUCUGUUGUCACUAGUGACUCAGUUUCCUCGGCGUGGUGGGCUGCUCCCUGCUGUGCUUUCCAGUGUCCCGGGUGUGUCCUGUGCUGGCCAUGGGGCAGAGCCACCCGGAAGUUGUUCCUGCAGUGAGCGGGCAUCGCCGGGCACCAUCAUCCUGGCGAGAGGCAGCUCUGAGGCCUCAGGAGGGGAGAUCUUGGCAGUGGGGGCAGAUGAGGCACCUGAGCAGGAGGGCGGGGGCUCCAGGGCCUGUGGCCCCUCACGGCCCUCAGGAGGUCCUGUC
Messenger RNA from Fukomys damarensis (Damara mole-rat), 3219 nucleotides. It is a transcript of the gene Pnma5, whose product is annotated as PNMA family member 5. The transcript has 4 exons. The record is from RefSeq and is a predicted model, not a curated record. Bases 433 to 1737 code for a protein of 434 amino acids. Lineage: Eukaryota; Metazoa; Chordata; Mammalia; Rodentia; Bathyergidae.